UUUUUGGGUGAGAAAAAGGUAUGAUAAGAGAGUGGAUUAGGGCAGUAGGCAUUAUUUUAACGACGUCGUGUAAAAGAAGACAGAUCCCGAGGGCACGACACCUAUAAAUAGCGCCGCCCCUUCACUCUAAGCUAGCUAGCUCACUCACUUCAUUUUCGUGUUUCGUUUCUUCACGCUAAGCUAACACCCUUCUCUUCUCUCUCUCUCUCUCUCUUCCUUUCUCAAGAUGCCUGAGGAAAAUGCAAACACUACUGAUCGUGAAACUGAAGCGUUUGCUGAGGUUGAUCCCACUGGACGGUUUGGGAGGUACAAUGAUCUUCUAGGCUCUGGCGCUGUGAAGAAGGUUUACAGGGCUUUUGAUCAGGAGGAAGGUAUAGAGGUGGCCUGGAAUCAGGUCAGGUUGAGGAAAUUCAGUGACGAUCCAGUGCUUAUCAAUCGGCUUCUCUCUGAGGUUAAGCUGUUGAGGACAUUGAAAAACAAAUACAUCAUUGUUUGUUACAGUGUAUGGAAGGAUGAUGAACGUAACACGUUGAAUUUCAUUACUGAGGUGUGCACAUCGGGAAAUUUGAGGGAUUACAGGAAGAGGCAUCGCCAUGUUUCCAUGAAGGCCUUGAAGAAGUGGUCAAAGCAGGUGCUUGUGGGAUUGGAGUAUCUGCAUACCCAUGAGCCAUGUAUUAUUCACCGAGAUCUUAAUUGCAGUAACAUCUUUAUCAAUGGAAACAUUGGCCAGGUGAAAAUCGGUGAUCUGGGAUUUGCGGCAAUUGUCGGAAAGAGCCAUGCAGCACAUUCAAUUUUAGGGACACCAGAGUACAUGGCACCAGAGCUGUAUGAGGAAGACUACACUGAGAUGGUUGACAUAUACUCCUUUGGCAUGUGCUUGCUUGAGAUGGUGACAAUGGAGAUCCCAUACAGCGAAUGUGAUAGUGUCGCCAAGAUAUACAAGAAGGUGACGACUGGAGUGAAGCCCCAAGCUUUGAACAAGGAGAUGGAUCCGGAAGUGAAGGCGUUCAUUGAGAAGUGCCUAGCCCAGCCAAGGGCAAGACCUUCAGCCUCUGAUCUUCUCAAAGACCCCUUCUUUUCUGAAGUCAGUGAUGAAGAGACUGAGCCAACUGGUUGAUGACUUCUUGAGCGAACAAUAUGCUUAGAGGUAACCAUUAACAUAGAACUAUCCAUAACUGUUUCUCUUCUAGAUUUGUUGUCACUAAAACCUAUUGUGUACAUAAGUAAUAAACUGAAGCAAUAAUAUUAGACCUGUCUAGUCUAGUUUGUUUGUUGAUCAGAAUAAUUAGAUUCUUUUGUAAUCAAUCAAUACUAGAUAAUGUCUCUAAUUGGUUUUUCUUAA
Quercus robur (English oak) is the source of this 1342-nucleotide messenger RNA. Its product is annotated as probable serine/threonine-protein kinase WNK11. Gene Ontology annotation, molecular function: protein serine/threonine kinase activity; ATP binding. The transcript has 3 exons. Bases 227 to 1117 code for a protein of 296 amino acids. NCBI's taxonomy places the organism in Eukaryota, Viridiplantae, Streptophyta, Magnoliopsida, Fagales, Fagaceae. Gene Ontology annotation, cellular component: cytoplasm. The record is from RefSeq and is a predicted model, not a curated record. Gene Ontology annotation, biological process: protein phosphorylation; intracellular signal transduction.